UAUAAGAGUUGUUAUUCGAAAAUUUCUCCAAGAUUUUGAAUCCAGAGAAAAUUUGUAUCCGUCGGUCAUUUGCGGAACAUGUCGCGCGUCGUGUGGAGAGUUCAGCAAGGGAGGUACAAGGGUCCCCAGGAUUCGAAGUUACAAGCUCGAAAAUUCAAUCAUCACGCGAUCUCAAGGAAUGUGCAAAUGUGAGAUUUGUGUUGCUGCCGGUAUACAUGAGGGCAGAAGCAACCUGCCUGGUUUUGAACCCAAGAAACUCAAGCGCGGAAGACCCAGGUCCAGUCCAGACACAGAAGACAUUGAUGGGUGUAAAGCGGUGGUAAUUUGUAAAACUUGCUACAGUGAAUACGGAAGAGGAAAAAGGCACCAUUGCACUCAAUCCACCCGAGCGUCGAAUUUGAAAAUCAUUUUUUUGAAUAAUGGAGAGCCCUCGUCAAGCUCAGCGGAUGCGGCAGUAGCUGACUAUAUGCGUUCAAAGCCAGAUUCACCAGGUAAAACUAUAUUUUAAAAUAAUCACCUGCAGUGAUGGUUUGAAUCAUUUGACUUAUUUUUGAAUCAUUUGGUUAUAACUUCUUUUGAAAACAUUUUUCCAUGAAAUGAUGUUCUAAACUUUAGUAGAUACAGAUCUAAGCUACAACUUUCUUGUAUGUCAUAAAUAUGUAUCUUCAAUGUGGUAUGAAUUGUAGGAUUUAAUCCAACCCGCUAAUCCAAAUGAUUGUGAUUACGAUCAUUGCUCAAAAAUAUAAACUUUUCGAUUUCUCAUUCAUAAGGCAUAAGAGAUACAGGUUUGUGUUGGUCACAAAAGUUGCAGCUAAGGUCUAGUUCUACUAAAGUUUAGAACAUCAUUUCUGGGAAAAAUGUUUUCAAAAGAAGUUAUAAGCAAAUGAUUCAAAAUUAAGUCAAAUGAUUCAAACCAUCACUGAUCACCUGAUUUAAAAAAUCCAAAAAAAAAAAAAAUAUUUUAUCCAUCAAGAUGGAAAAUGUGUUCUGCGAAAUCUUCGUGGAAGACCGUCUGUAUUCGAGAAAGUUUCAACUUGUCCAGAACCUCCCAAAAAACUACGUGCAGAUGAUUUGUUUAAGGUCAAAGGCGAAAACAAUCUAAGCAUGAGGAAAACAAUGGGUAAUUAGUAUUUUAUUCAUAACAAUGGUUGUUUUAUAUAAUCUAUCUAUUAUCUAGGUGUGAUUAAAAGUAUUCGAGCUUCUGGAGUCGAUAUAGAAUCUGGAGUGCGGUUGAAAUUGAUUGAAAUGAACCGGCAGCUUAAAGACUUGUUUGAUGUAGUUCAGUUGUCCAGCAUCACAGGAAAUGUAGCACCUUCGUCAGAUCAUGUUGUUGCAUAUUGCACUGAUGUACCGGAACUCAUUAACCGUAUCAAACGUUCAAGACCACCUGUUGAUGAUUUUGUGGUGAAAAUAGGAAUUGAUGGGGGUAGGAGCUUCUUCAAGAUAACGUUAUCUGUGAUCUCUCCGCAAAUGGAACAUCUGGCUGGCUUCAAGGAUGGCGGCGUGAAGAAGCUUUUCAUCAUUGCACUUUCACCAAAUCUCGCUGAAAAGUAUGACAAUAUUUCCCCCGUUUGGACGAAACUUCUCAAAUUACACGAGCUCGAAUACUUGGUUGCUGGGGACCUCAAGAUUAUAAAUAUUAUAAUUGGCAUAAUGGCCCACUCUUCGAAGAAUCCAUGUCCAUACUGUGAGGCUUUAAAGAGCGAGCUCGGUGUAGCAAACGGAACCGCGAGAACCAAAGGAAGUAUAAACGAAAAUUGCACAAGAAAAAAGAAAUUGAAUGGAAAGAACUUCGCAAGCUGCGUGAAUGCCCCGUUGGUCUCGGGUAGUGAUGAAGACAAAAUCGUGAACCUUUGCCCGCCUCCACCGUUACAUAUAACGCUUGGAAUUAUUAAUACAAUUUUUAAGUCACUUGAGAAGAAAGCACCAGACUGGGUAGACUUAUGGGUGGAACAAGCACAGGUGAGACACCAACAGAUGACGUACGGUUUCACCGGAAGAGCUUGCCACGCGCUAUUGGAUGCUACCAAUUGUUUGGCAGACAACCCUGAACUUUCAGAUUACGUUACGGUUCUGAAUAACUUCAAAAACGUGUAUGCAAAAUGCUUUUCCUUUAAACUCGAGCAUGGGUUUGAGGAGGCUAUUGCAGAUUUUGCCAGCAGCUGGGAGAAGCUGAAUCUUCCAUUCACAUCUAAAUAUCACAUUACAAAGUACCAUGUGGCGGAUUUCUGUCGAGAAGCCGGAAGAGGACUUGGGCUUCACAAUGAGCAAGCCUCCGAAUCCGUACAUGCUGAUUUUGAUGUGAUUUGGCAGCGAUAUAAAGCUCCCAAAUCAUCAAAGGUUUAUAACGACCGUUUGUUAAACUCUUUAAUUGAUUACAACAGCAACCAUAUGUGUUAGUUUUGAGUUUUUAAUAUGUUCCAUUCAUUAUUUUUAGUUGUAUUGCUGUUUUAUAGUUUACUUUUACUUUUUACUAUUUCACUGUUUCCUUUUCCUACUAACCAAUAAAAGCACCACUGAUUUGAAAUUCAUUUUCCCCCAUAACUUCACGGAAACAAUAAUUUAAACUAAACUUAAACCCCUAAUAAACCAUACUUAUAAUACACUUAAGCCAUGUUUGGAGAGUUAAGUCAGUUGUAAAUAAUCAUAAUUUUAUCAACGGCAACAAAUACAUACUGGUUGGAAAUGACUUGGACCACUUUUUUGACGUUUUUGGAGGUUUUUUGAUGAUAUUGAAUAAUUUGAAUAUGAAUUAUUUUGAAAUUUCUCAACAAAAACCUUAAAAUCAAGAUUUCUCGGAUUUUCU
Molecule: messenger RNA, 2806 nt
Organism: Uranotaenia lowii
Lineage: Eukaryota; Metazoa; Arthropoda; Insecta; Diptera; Culicidae
Exons: 2
Coding region: 1246-2400 (384 amino acids)
Source: RefSeq, a predicted model, not a curated record